GCAGCAGCUUUCCCAUGGUAACCGGCCCUCAAUAUCUAUUUAAAGGCAAGAUGCACUAUUGGUAGACGAAGAAGAGCAUUUUUUUGUUCUUUUUUUAUUUCUCCUCAUGUUCUUUGUUUGUGCUAGUUAAAAAAGACUAACUUUCUCUAGCUGACCACCAUUCAAGCUGAGCAUACCAUUUUUUUAUGGACUAGAGCAAGAGGAAAAACAGAUAAGAUUGGUCUUAAAAUAUUAUUUAUCUUUCACACUUUGGUCGUGGAAGAUCUUUUGGUCUUGUGGAUGAAAUCCAGAACCAUAAUCUUUUCUAGAUUCUCAUGGACUCCGCAAUAAUCUAUAAAUGGAUUGGGCAAUUUUUUUUUCUUUUUAGCAGAUUCAAACCGAUCCACUCUAAAAUCACUUACAAAUAUUUCUAAAUAUAGGUUCAGUUAGACUUACAAUCUUAUAAUUUUAUUACUCAUAAGUUUUAUAAAAUUCCAGCCUAAUCAUUCUAGCGCUAAAGGCCAAAACCUCUCCCGCCUCUGGUCAAUAGUUGUGAGGAGACUCAAAACAGUGCCGUGCCGCGGCGAAGUCCCCCUCCCUUCUUCUCCCCACGCAACAAUUGCCCGCUCCCCCCGCCUUCUGUCUCUCCCUUCACCUCUCCUCUUCUUCUAGUCCCAUGGAUUUGGAGCUCCAGAACGGCGCGGCUCUCGAGGUCGCUGUCAACGACCGCCACAAUGGAUUCAGCCACGGGGAGGAGAGUGAUAAACGUAGCACAUGGAGGGACAUAGUUCUUGCUUACAAGACGCUUGGAGUUGUCUUUGGUGGCCUGGUUACUUCUCCUCUCUAUGUUUACCCAUCCAUGAACUUGAAUUCUCCGACCGAAGAGGACUACUUGGGAAUUUACAGCAUCAUAUUUUGGACUCUUACUCUAAUUGGGGUUGUUAAGUAUGUUUGCAUUGCUCUAAAUGCUGAUGACCAAGGUGAAGGAGGUACUUUCGCUCUAUAUUCUUUGCUCUGUAGGCACACCAAUAUUGGCAUCCUUCCAUCAAAAAGAGCAAAUUCAAUGGCUGGUCCUUUACAUCCUAACCAGUCAAUGAGUGAUGAAAAGCAAAGUAGGCUGGGAAAGUUUCUUGAGCAAAGCAUCACAGCACGAAGGAUAGUGCUAUUCAUUGCAAUGCUAGGGAUGUGCAUGCUCAUUGGAGAUGGCAUACUUACACCUGCUAUAUCAGUGUUAUCAGCAAUGGAUGGACUAAGAGGACCUUUCCCUUCUGUUCACAAAUCUGCUGUGGAAGCCAUGUCUGCUGUGGUCUUGAUUGUUUUAUUCCUAUUGCAAAGGUUUGGCACUUCUCGAGUUAGCUUCCUCUUUUCCCCUAUCAUGGGUGCUUGGACUUUCACCACUCCAAUUAUAGGCAUAUACAGCUUCUUGCGAUACUACCCUGGCAUAUUUAAAACCUUAUCACCACAUUAUAUAGUCUCUUUCUUUCUGAGGAAAGGUAAGGCAGGCUGGCAACUGCUUGGAGGCACUGUUCUAUGCAUUACAGGUGCAGAAGCUAUGUUUGCUGAUCUCGGUCAUUUCAACAAAAGGUCUAUUCAGAUAACCUUCCUUUUUAGCAUAUACCCUUCAUUGGUCCUCACGUAUGCUGGACAAACAGCGUAUCUCAUCAAACAUCUUGAUGAUCACAGCGAUGGGUUUUACAAGUUUGUGCCAGGUCGAGUCUAUUGGCCCAUGUUUAUCAUUGCAACACUAGCAGCAAUUGUUGCUAGCCAAUCCUUAAUAUCUGCAACAUUUUCUGUUAUUAAGCAGUCAGUUGUCCUUGAUUAUUUUCCACGUGUUAAAGUGGUUCACACUUCGCAACACAAAGAAGGCGAAGUUUACUCUCCAGAAACAAAUUACGUUCUCAUGGUUCUGUGUGUUGCUGUCAUACUUGGUUUUGGUGAUGGAAACAACAUUGGAAAUGCCUUCGGUGUUGUAGUUAUACUUGUCAUGCUCAUAACUACAAUUCUGUUGACUCUUGUCAUGAUCAUUAUUUGGCGAACACCACUUAUUCUUGCUGGCUUGUACUUUGUACCCUUUUCCAUUCUAGAAGGGGCAUAUGUGAGUGCUGUUUUCACUAAGCUUGUGGAAGGAGGAUGGUUUCCUUUUGCCGUUUCCAUUAUCCUUGCAUCUAUAAUGUUUGGGUGGUAUUAUGGGAGGCAAAGAAAACUAGAGUAUGAAAUGACCAACAAAAUAACUCUGGAAUGCCUCGGCGAGCUUUUGGAAAGGUCAGAUAUCCAAAGAGUUCCAGGUUUAUGCUUCUUUUACAGCAACAUACAGGAUGGAUUAACUCCAAUACUUGGACACUACAUGCAGAACAUGCGCUCUCUCCAUAAAGUUACAAUUUUUACCACUCUCAGGUAUCUGUUAGUGGCCAAAGUUCCUCCACAAGAGAGAAUCAUCAUCAGGAGAUUUGGGCUUGAUGGGAUAUAUGGGUGCAUGGUUCAAUAUGGAUAUGCCGACUCCCUUAGUCCCGAGGAAGAUGACUUUGUGAGCCAAGUUACUAAUAGCCUGCGAGCACAUAUUGAGAUAAGCUCAGAUGGGCUGUCACCUGUUUCUAUUGAAGAGGAGAUUUCGCAACUGGAAGAAGCAAAAUCAGUUGGAGUGGUGCACGUUCGGGGUAAGACAAGAUUUUACAUUGGUAAUGAAACUAGCCGGUUUGACAGGAUAUUGCUUGGAUUCUAUGAAUUUCUGCACAGCAACUGUAGAUCUGCCCUUCCCACUCUGGCAAUACCCCUUCAACAGCGAAUGGAGAUUGGCAUGCUCUACAAGGCUUGAAUGGUUGUGCAAAUGUGAACAUUGUACGGGAUAUUAUCUAAGCCGGUUGUUUACUGCAACAACCUCCUCUCUCUUCCUUCUUCUGUUGUAAUUGCUGUUCGCUGAGCAUUGUUAUUUCAGUUGUAACAGUCGAGCUUAUCCUCUCUUUCCUACAGCUCAUAAGCUUAUCUCUUCCUCUAUUUAAUGUCUCUGUAAUCACUCUAUUGUUGAGAAUAAAGCAUCACCUUCUUCAUCUUCUGUAUGGUAUCAGAGCCUCCUUAGUUCCCACGAACAACAAGGAUCCUCUGAUAUUCUCUCAUGGCAGACUCCAGCUCCUCUAUUCAUCCUGUUUUGCAUACUCCUUCUGUAGCCAAUACCACCAUGCCUCGAGUGGUUGUGAAUGCAUUCUCACAGCUUCCUCUUAAGCUCACACCAACGAAUUUUCCAUCUUGGCAAGCUCAGUUCGUCUCUCUUCUCAUUGGCUAUGAUUUAAUGGGGUAUAUUGAUGGAACAGUCCGACGAUCUACUACCGUCUCCUUCUCUCAAGACGAUGCUUCAGCGGCUGUUCACUCCAUGCGAAACCUCUCAUGAAGCGUGGAUGACUUUAACUCGCUUAUAUGCCAAUAGAUCUCGCUCCUGAGUGAUGCAACUCAAAGAAUCCCUAUCUUUGGCUCGGUGAGAAACAACAUCUGUCACUGAAUUCCUAUAAACAGUUAAAGGGUUCACUGAUGAACUUGCUGUUAUUGACACUCCGUUAUCUUCAAAUGAUCUCACUGUUUACAUCCUAAAUGGACUGGGUCCUGAAUUUCGAGAUAUUGUGGCACCUAUCCGUGCCAGGGAGAAACCUUUCUCCUUCGAAGAACUUCAUGAUCUCUUGGUAUCUCAUGAGGCAUAUCUUCGACGACUGGACAGUGCUGUGGAUCCUCUGGUGGUUACAACGAAUGCCACAAACUGAAAUCCGGCUUACAACAGCGAAUGACUGAUCUUAUCACACCAUUGACAGAUGAUUUGGCAAUCUGACUGAACAAUGAUGCUUCACAUGACCUGUGCACCCGAGCAUUGAUCUAAACUGCAUACAGAUGUCAUAACCUUUUGGAUGUUUUAUCAUUUGUGAUGGUUUACAACCAAGUUGAAUUCAUACAUAUACUUACAUUACAAGUUUGGUUUGGAUGCUAUACCAGAUAGAAGUAUAUGGGUUGAAUUCAUAUAUUCAGUUACCUGCAAAAUAUGGACAUCUUGGUUUACAGUUGUCAGCGACUUCAAGAAGUAUAUACUGAGUUUUCUCCGAAGUUAGUUACAGGGAAGCUCGUACAGAGGCUUCUAGCUCCAUUCAUUCCUAACUAGCCAUUGUUGAGGAGACUAAAGCAAAUGUUUGUACCUCGCUGAUCAUGUAGGAGAGGUUUAGUUUCUUCUGUCUUGGUUCCUAGGUUCAGGUUAAUUUAAAUGGUUGGCUCUGAACCUUACAUAUCGAAACCUGGAAAUAAAGUAAAAUUUGAUUUC
Phoenix dactylifera (date palm) is the source of this 4270-nucleotide messenger RNA. Its product is annotated as putative potassium transporter 17. NCBI's taxonomy places the organism in Eukaryota, Viridiplantae, Streptophyta, Magnoliopsida, Arecales, Arecaceae. Gene Ontology annotation, molecular function: potassium ion transmembrane transporter activity. Gene Ontology annotation, cellular component: membrane. The record is from RefSeq and is a predicted model, not a curated record. Gene Ontology annotation, biological process: potassium ion transmembrane transport.